Kockovaella imperatae is the source of this 1147-nucleotide messenger RNA. RefSeq lists its product as hypothetical. The record is from RefSeq and is a predicted model, not a curated record. Lineage: Eukaryota; Fungi; Basidiomycota; Tremellomycetes; Tremellales; Cuniculitremaceae. The coding region runs from base 137 to 1141 and encodes 334 amino acids. The transcript has 3 exons.
GCCACCCGGAAAAAAAAAGGAGGAGAUAUAGGCGUAUCGUACACGCUAGCUGAAAUAGGCGCCCAAGACUCGAUGUUCCCGAGUGCGACUGAAGCUGCUGCAUUGAAACAUUUAAGUAACAUUCCCUCAAGCAUCGAUGGCCAGCAUCUCAGUUGCUGCGAGCAGCGGUUCCGCUCCAGGCGUCGAUGUGAAAUGUAAGGAGAAGACCACAGAGGGAGAGACGGUAGAGUUCCAGUCGCACUCUAUGCGCAUCACGUCCGGCGGGUCUAUACAUUCUUAUGUCCGGUUCGCAUUGAAACACCUCAAGGAUAAUCCGGCGAUACCACUCGUCUUACAUACUCUCCCUUCGAAUCUCCCUUCCUCCCCGUCCUCGACGUCGACCAAAAAAUCAAGGACGAAAGCCCGUACAGAGUCUUCGGUUCAGGCUGCUGGUCCUGACCAACAAGCGCAAGCACAAGCACCUGUGACUGGGGAUGCGGACGUCAAUGUAGGAUCUGUCUCAUCGAAAAUGUCUCCAUCCCGCGCCACUUCCUCUCUCCAUCCGUGUACGCUCACAGUGCCCCGAUUGAUAUCAGUCGUCGAACUCAUCAAGCGACAAUACCUGCUGGAGCUAGAUAAAUCAGGCAAGGGUAAAGGUAAACAUCGAGCGACGGGAUUAUGGCAGUAUACACAAAGUGGGCUCUUAUCUGAUUCUGCCGACCGCGACCAGGCUGGAGGACCGAACCGUUUAAAAUCCGAUGCGUUCAAGGAUCCUGAGGCGUUGAAGAGGGUUUUGGAAGGUUCCACAAGACCUAAAAUGAGACAUCGGCCAUAUCUCAAAAUCACACUGUCCACUCGACCGCUAGACCUUGAGAAGCAGAAAAAUACCACUUGUCAAUAUGUCCUCGUGGGACGAUCAAGAGGAAAGACAAAGGGGAGAAGCACGGAAAACGGCGAGGCUACGAUGGCUGAGGAAGCAGCAGACAAGCCGCCAGAGUCCGAUGCCCCGACGUCCGGGCGUAUGGUGGACGGGGGCGGGACAAUGACUCAGCAUAGGAAGGACUCAAAUCUCAAGGGACAGAGUACCGGGAAGAAGCGCAAGGCUGGAGAACCCAGUAGUCAGGACGUGUCACGGACCAAAAAGCAGCAAAAGCAGCGGUAGACCCGU